This is a messenger RNA of Fusarium fujikuroi IMI 58289, 3627 nucleotides long. RefSeq names its product related to NAM7-nonsense-mediated mRNA decay protein. The transcript has 2 exons. The coding region runs from base 1 to 3627 and encodes 1208 amino acids. The record is from RefSeq and is a predicted model, not a curated record. Gene Ontology annotation, cellular component: nuclear RNA-directed RNA polymerase complex. Gene Ontology annotation, biological process: regulatory ncRNA-mediated heterochromatin formation. Gene Ontology annotation, molecular function: helicase activity. Lineage: Eukaryota; Fungi; Ascomycota; Sordariomycetes; Hypocreales; Nectriaceae.
AUGCCGGGAGACCAAACUCCUUUGGAAAUCAUUACUCAGCAUGUCAAUCACAAGAACAAUCUGCCAAAGACUGGCAGCGUCCCUUGGCACUUGGCUCCAGAGUUUCCACACUCAAGCGAGCUGAUGUCCAUCGAUGCUGCCCCAUUGCCCCAUCCCCCAAACAUUAAAGUUCUAUCUGAACGUGAUGCCAAGAAUGCCUACCUUGAGUUCCAGUACAUCACGAAUCGUUUCGAGGGUACUGAGCUUCUUCGGCAAGCUAUCAACUGCUUCAGGAACAAGCCUAGAAUGAUGGAGGGAGACAGAGAUAACUUCUACAUCUAUACACAAGUCAGUCACAUUUUCUCCUUCCUCAAGUCCUCUACUAACAGCUACAAGGUACACGUCCAAGGCUACUUGUUUGCUAGAUCUGGGGCAGCUUGCCGCAUUGCCUUCUCAACAGAGCGCUCACCCACCAAAGUUGAGUGGAAACAGUCGAACCGGCUUACUGCUGGUACCCUUAUUGCGCUGUCUCCCAAAGAUGACAACUUCAACACCCAAUGCUAUGUUGCAGUUGUUGCCGCACGAUACAUUGUGGGUGGCCUUGAACCUGAUCCUGCCAAUGACGAAGGUGAAGACACUCCGCCCCGGAUCGAGAUCUUUUGGUCCGACUGCAACAAUGCCGUCUUCGAUCCUUCCGUUGAGAUGGUGAUGCUCGAAGCCAAAGGAGGUUAUUUUGAGACUGUUCGCCAUGCCAUGGUUGGGCUACAACAUGCCGCAAAGUUUGAUUCCAAGUUUGACAAAUACAUCAUUCAUGAGUCCAACACCGAACACACGACCGACUAUCUUGCAGACACUCCAGGGCAGACUCCUCGUAUUCCUGACAGAGCUGACCACCUUGAUCCUUCUCAAAGGGAAGCUUUGGAACGCAUGGCCCACAAAGAGCUGGCGGUUAUCCAAGGUCCUCCUGGCACUGGCAAGACUUUCACAUCCGUUGUAGCCAUUGAAAGCUAUGUCCAGACUCUCAAGUCUCGACAAAAAGGAGAUACCCCACCCGUCAUAGUUGCUGCUCAAACCAACCACGCUCUCGAUCAGCUUCUGGACCGACUCUCGGUUUUUGAGGCCGUCAUUGUUCGUCUCGGUGGGCGCACAGAAGACGAGGCGAUAGAAGAGCGUACUUUGUACAAUCUCAAAGCCAAAUUAAAAACACAAAGUGGUGGCAUCGCGGCUGAGAGAGCUCGAAGAAAGGUUCUCGGCACAAUGGAGAAGUUGUUGUCGCAAUGCUUCCCUGCAUUUCUGAUUCCAGCUGAAGAGUUUCUUAAAGAAGGACUCCUCUCGGAUGCUCAGUACAAGUCGUUGGAUGAUGACGAGUGGGAGUCUGCUACUCUGGUCAAUCGUGAUGACGGAACUGAGAUUGAGUGUCGCAUUGCGCACUGGCUCCAGGUCAUCGAGACAGACACCACUGUUGACAUACGCCCUCCCCAGAACCAGGCUGAAAAUCCCGAAAAAGAUGAUGCUGUUGAUGAAACCCAGCAAGAGAAUCAGAAGGAGAGACUCAAAGGUGCUUUCUUUCCCAUGAAGUUCAAUGUCACCGGUGCCCUUCCCAGUGAACUCUCCAAACAAGCCUCCUGGGCUCACCGAGCCCGCAGGCUAUUGAAACAGCAUCAAGAUCUAUAUAAGAUCCAGCCACGUUAUCGCGGCAUGGUCUAUCACCUCCUACGAGAAGAACUUAUCCUCGCACGAGCUCAAAAGUUCCCUCAGCUUCUCAAAGAGUACCAGGAAGCAUGUGAUGAUAUCAAAGUCAGCCGAUGGGAGUCCGAUGUCAGACUCAUCACAGGUGAGCGUAUUGAGAUCGUGGGUUGUACAACCACCGGACUGUCCAAGUAUCGUGGUAUGAUCGCAGCAUUGAAGCCCCGCAUAUUGAUGAUCGAGGAAGCGGCCGAAACUCGAGAAGCCAACAUUAGUUCCGCUCUCUAUCCCAGCCUGGAUCAGGUUGUGCUCGUCGGAGAUCACCAGCAACUGGUCCCAUCUGUAGAUGUGCGAGAACUCGGCCGUGAUCCCUACAACAUGCAUGUGUCUUUGUUUGAGCGCCUGGUCAAGCUCAAGUUGCCAUAUAGCAUGCUCCGAGUCCAGCGUCGUAUGGUCCCUGCAAUUCGCGAAGUGGUCAACGCGUUCUAUCCCAAGCUCACAGAUCAUUGUUCCGUAUACGACCCAGACAACCGGCCUCCUGUACCGGGCAUGGGCGGGAAGAGCCUUUGGUGGUUUGAUCACGAGGGACAAGAGAGGCAGAAUGCCAACGACUUUUCAUUUUCGAAUCCAGAUGAGGCUGACAUGAUAGUGGGCUUCGUGCGAUAUCUUGUUCAGAACGGCGUUGACCCGGAACGCAUCACUGUUUUGACGUUCUACAAGGGGCAGGUUGCUCUCAUCACGGAGAAGCUUCGUCGCGACCUAUACCUCGAACUCAAGAAUCCUUUGAAGAAGUGGUCGGUAAGAACUGUCGAUGGCUUCCAGGGCGAAGAGAACGAUGUCAUUCUACUAUCACUAGUUCGAACCCUUGGCCCGGGCUUCAUUGGGAACGCGAAUCGGACAAACGUGGGUACCAGCCGAGCGAGAUGCGGACUGUAUGUCUUCGGCAACUCCCAAACACUGGUGAGAGAUGAGACUUCAGAGGCUUACAGUACAUGGAGAAAGGUCAUUGAUGUGUUUGAACGCCGUCAGAGUAUCGACAACUACCUGCCGGUCACUUGCCGUAACCACGGAAUACGAACAAACAUCAAGAAUGCCAGUGGUUGGAAGUACAUCCCUGGAGGCGGUUGCGAUAAAAGUUGCGAGUCCACGUGUGCAAAGGGCCAUCCAUGUAAGCUCGCUUGCCACAAGUUCGACCACAGCGAGGUCAAAUGCUUGGAGAAGUGCGAAGAGGUCUUGAAGUGUGGCCACAGUUGCGAGUCGCGUUGUUGGCAGCCUUGCAAGUGCCCCUCACGAUGCGAUGAGCCUCCAAAGAUGAAGUUGCCCCUCAGGACUUCUCCGUUACCUGCUCGAGCUCCCAAAAAGCCCAAUUAUCGCCCCCAGUCACGAAGCGAUAGAACAAUUUCGGGAGGAUCUAGACCUCAAACGUCUCCAACUCGCCGGUCCGAUGCCUUUGAAGCUCCAAGUUCCCAGGUACCAACUUCAACUCCCAUGGCACAAGCUCGAAAACAUUGCUUAGAGCCAACCAGUGAACAAAUAAUGGAGGGGGGCUAUUACGCGGAAACGAUCCAGCAGGCCCACCAAACUGCGGACAAUGCCAUAACGACAACUAGAGUCUUUGAGAGUUUCGCGGAUGCCUCAAAGGAAGCCUCUCGCCGCGAGAACUGGAGCCCAGACAAAUUGGCCAAGAAGGAUAAACAGCUCGCAGAGGACGCGAAGGCCAAAAGACGCCAGAAGAGCCCCGAGUCAAUACACAUCAGUGAGACCUGGCACCGAACAACAACAUCGGACAGCCUUCAUCGGCGACGUGAAGAGAAAGUUGAAAAACAUUGGUCAAUUAAGGUCUCAACUUGCAAAGAAGCUGAACCCAGCCGGGAGAAGCCUGCUACAUCGGGCACCGAUAUUGGAGGGUCAUCAAUGGAGGAUGACAAGAAAGAUGGGGAGGACUUGAUCAGCUUCGAUUGA